AAAGAACUUAAAACUCGUAUUUCAGUCAUUAUAAAAAGUGCGAAGUUAUUAAUAUACCUGAAAGGCUGAAACCAUACAUAUGUGAUUUUUUUUAAAGCGACAACAUUUCUUAUUUGUCCCUUUUUUUUGGAUACAGAUUUUCAGAUGAAUUUUUCACGUUUUUUGUGUGUCAAAAGUGGCCGGGAAAGACUACAGAGCAUUUAUAACUAAAGCUCUUACCUUUAACCUCACAACUACAGAAAUAGCAAAACCAAAAACAUCUCUCCACUUCACAACACAAAAUCUCAAAAUCUCAAAACCCAAAACAAAAUUAAAAAAUUUAUAUAAAAAACCCAUGUCUUUCAUGAUGAGCAUGACGCCUGGCAUCCCAUCAUCAUCCUCAUCCUCAUCACCCUCACCACCAUCAUCACCACCGCUCUCUUCACCGACAGUAUCACUUCCGGUCCGUACGAUUCCCGGAGCCUACGGCUGGCCGCUUCUGGGGCCCAUCUCUGACCGCCUGGACUACUUCUGGUUCCAAGGCCCUGAAACCUUCUUCAAAAAACGCACUGAGAAGUACAAGAGCACUGUGUUCCGUACAAAUGUCCCUCCGAGCUUUCCUCUGUUUCUCAACGUCAACCCCAACGUUGUGGCUGUUCUGGACGGCAAGUCCUUCUCGUACCUCUUCGACAUGGACUUGGUCGAGAAGAAGAAUACUCUUGUUGGUGACUUCAUGCCCAGUGUUAACUUUACUGGGGGCUUGAGGACCUGUGCUUACCUUGAUACCACUGAACCACAACACGCUAAGAUCAAGAACUUUGCCAUGGACAUCUUGAAAAGAAGCUCCAAGGUUUGGGUACCUGAGCUCACUGCUAACCUCUCCACCAUGUUUGACACAAUAGAAGCAGAAGUGUCCAAGGAUGGGAGUGCCAGCUACUUGAUCCCACUCCAGAAAUUCAUUUUCAAUUUCCUCACAAAAUGCUUAGUUGGUGCUGACACAGCAAGCUCACCCAAGAUAGCUGAGUCCGGUUACGCCAUGUUGGACCGGUGGCUCGCCCUCCAGCUCCUCCCCACUGUCAAGAUUGGUUUGCUUCAGCCUCUGGAGGAGAUUCUCCUCCAUUCUUUUGCAUACCCAUCUUUUCUUGUGAGUGGAGACUACAACAAGCUUUACCAAUUUGUUAAGGAACAAGGUAAAGAAGUAGUGAAGAGAGGUGAAACCGAGUUUGGACUGAGCCAAGAAGAAGUAAUUCACAACCUUCUGUUUGUGCUUGGUUUCAACGCGUUUGGUGGGUUCUCUGUCUUUCUACCAACGUUAAUAAGCACAAUAGCUAGUGACACCACCGGCUUACAAGACAAAAUAGUCAAAGAAGUCAGAGAAAAGGCCGGUUCAACUUUGACUUUCGACUCAGUUAAAAAUUUGCCACUGGUUCAGUCUAUAGUAUACGAAACACUCCGGUGCAACCCGCCGGUUCCUCUCCAAUACGCCCGGGCCAGGAAGGACUUUCAACUGAGUUCACAUGACUCGGUUUUUGACAUCAAGAAGGGUGAGUUGCUUUGUGGGUAUCAACCACAGGUGAUGAAGGAUGAGAAGGUUUUUGAUGAACCAGAGACUUUUCAACCGGACCGGUUCUUGAAAAAUAAGGAGUUACUGAACUACUUGUACUGGUCCAAUGGACCGCAGACCGGCUCACCAAGCCAGUACAACAAACAGUGUCCUGGAAAGGACACUGUGACCCUCACGGCUUGCUUGUUUGUUGCUUAUGUGUUUCAAAGAUAUGAUUCAAUGACUGGGACCGCAACUUCAAUCACAGCCCUUGAGAAACCCAAGUAAGAGAGCAAUGUGAGUGAUCACAGUCGUUGAAAUGGGGAUGUGAUGGAUGAUGAAAUAAUGUAUUUUUGUCUGUUUUUGUAAAUUUGGUGUCGUUUGGGGUUUGUAGUCAAUUAAAGCGGAGAGAUACUUGAGGGAAAAGGGCAAGUUGGGUGUGCCCAGAUUCAUUAAAUAAAAGUGAACAGAAUGUGAAGGGUUUA
This is a messenger RNA of Prunus persica (peach), 2007 nucleotides long. RefSeq names its product fatty acid hydroperoxide lyase, chloroplastic. NCBI's taxonomy places the organism in Eukaryota, Viridiplantae, Streptophyta, Magnoliopsida, Rosales, Rosaceae. The transcript has 3 exons. Bases 335 to 1810 code for a protein of 491 amino acids. Gene Ontology annotation, biological process: sterol metabolic process. Gene Ontology annotation, molecular function: oxidoreductase activity, acting on paired donors, with incorporation or reduction of molecular oxygen; heme binding; iron ion binding. The record is from RefSeq and is a predicted model, not a curated record.